GUUUACACGUUUGCCGCGCUUACACUGCUUGCCGCGCUCUGAGUGCCAAAGCGCAAGCGCUCGUCCUGUGAACCAUUCAAUUGUCCCUCAAAAGAACGAUCCGAGCGAUGGCGGAGCCGAAGCUGUCGAUCAAACAGAUGAAGGAAUCGAUACGGGAGGCGGGCUUCCCCACCGCGGACCUGCUUGAGCGGGCCGACAUCGACGCGCGCUACGCCGAAGCCGUGGCGCGCCUGGCCGAAGCCGAGCAGCUCAAGACCGGAGAAAGGCUCGCCAAGCGCCCGCGCACCGAGCCCGCCGAGCGCGACUGGCGCGCGACGCUCUUCGUGUGGCGCGGCGAGGUCGAGGCCGACCCGAGCAUUCAAGUGAAGCACGCCGACUGCGGCGCUCCCACUCCGUCGAUCACGUGGCAGGGCGCCUGGCUCGGCACCGAUGACGGGACGAUGCCGACGGAAGCGGCCUUGCAAGCGAGCCCCAAUACGUUCAAGCUCAAGGUCAGCAAGUUCGACGAGGAGAAGAUACGCGAAGGGAGUUCCUGGGUCGGGGAGCCUCGCAGGAACAAAAACGAUUACUUAGGGACUGCUGAGCUUAUGGACUAUAUCAUGAUGACUUCCUUUGGAACCGACCCGGACGAGGACGACGAAGAUUGGGGCAAGCCGGACCGUCUGGGUGAGAUGAAGUUCGACAAAGGCUCGUACAAGCUCGACACCGGCAACGGCCUCGAGGACGUCAAGGACGUCGAGCACCGCUGGGAGGUGCGCAUGCCCGCCGUGGCCGCCGUGGGCACGACGCCCUUCGGGCGCUUCGUCAGCCUCGGCGUCAUCGAAAGCGGCGGUAUGGGGCACAUGACCUUGGCGCGCCGCUACAUCGCCGACGACGACCCGCGCGCGGCCUGGGCGUCGCCCGCGGCAGUGCUCGAUGCCUUGCUCGGCGAGGGACCGCUCGCCCUCGCGGACAUCCCGGCCAAGCUCCCGUGGAAAGUGGACGCGUGAGCUCGGCCGGACCCCCAAGCCAUAAG
Molecule: messenger RNA, 1015 nt
Organism: Pelagomonas calceolata
Lineage: Eukaryota; Pelagophyceae; Pelagomonadales; Pelagomonadaceae
Source: the annotation of a GenBank genome assembly